Molecule: messenger RNA, 2232 nt
Organism: Fusarium coffeatum
Lineage: Eukaryota; Fungi; Ascomycota; Sordariomycetes; Hypocreales; Nectriaceae
Exons: 2
Coding region: 1-2232 (743 amino acids)
Source: RefSeq, a predicted model, not a curated record
AUGGAUCCCAACGACAGCAAGGUCUCUCCCACCUCGCGUCGUUCUUCGACCCGACGCUCGCGUUCAUUGAGAUUAUCCGCUGGUAGUGCUGGUAUUGAAGAUGAUUACGACCUCAACGCUAUGAUGGUGGCGGAUGGCUUCCGACCUACCGACAACACCGCCUCUUCUUCCACAGUGAACCCAACGCCAAACUCACAUCCUCACCCCGAGCCUUCAUUAACGCCAGACGAGUCUAUCCCACAACAACCAACUACCAAGUCAGCAGAGGCACCAGUUGCACCCCGUGCAUCAAAUGAAAUCACACCUGCUAUUCGAAAUCGACCCUCUAGUAUCUCAAAACCGCAUCGAAAUCAUGAUUCUCUCGCUCUCCGAAAUGAUGGCCCAACGAUGGCUGAUAGAUCUCAUGUACGCAACAACGCUAGCCUAUCAUCAGACGCUCCCGUCAUCCGUGCCGAAAGCCCUUACACCGGCCCCUCUGGUCCCUCGCAUCCAUACAACAUGUAUCCCCAACGAACAAUGAGUGUGGCUACCACAUCGACCGCCGCCAAUGCAGUCGUACCUGAAGAUCGGGGUUAUCAAGGAGCUCAAGGCCCAGCUCACCCAUAUGCUCUUUACACACAGAACACCACCUCCGGUGAGAGUAGCAGUCAAUCGAUCCCAGUAGGAUUCAACGGUCUAGGAGGAACUUAUCAGCGUCAACUGGGACCAGAUGGUGAAGAGGCAGGAGAUUUAGUGGGCCCUCUGGGCCAUACAGAGGAACUGCCGCCUUACACAAGAUACCCGGAUAACGCUUAUGUUCCCAGACCAGCUGCUCAAGCACCGGUCUCGCCAGUAUCGCCAAUUUCGGAACCCGCCUCCCCGGUUAGGGAUGUUCCAGGUCCUCAAAUACCUGGUACCCAAAUACCUGGUGCUGGUGGAAUUGGAAUGGCAACCCGUGAUCCUGAGUUCUCCUCGACUGAUGAUGAUCUGGCUCUACCAAGGACUCGACCUUCAGUGAGAAGUGCUGUUUCUUCUGACAACAGCUCGCACGACAUCAACACUGCUGCUGCUGAAGUUUCCGAAAAGCCAACCGCCAAUAAAUGGCAACGCCGUGCAAAGAAGAAGCUAUGGGGAAUCGUGCCUUAUUGGGCUAUCUGCCUCCUGCUUGUCGGUCUCGUUCUGAUGGGAAUUAUUAUGGGUGCUGUGAUUGGGACUAUGUUAACCAAAAAUCACCCACCACCACCCCCUGAUGUUGAUGAUAGAUACUCUACCUCGCCUCCUCCUACUCCAACAACAUUUGACCCUGAGAUCUUGACAGCAAUACCCACUGAUCUACCACCUAUGGCUACAGGCCGCUUCGCACUUCCUAACAUUGACUCUCCCCAAGGAUAUAGUGCUUGCUUCAAUGAUACGACACAGUCAUCGGCUUGGUCCUGCGACAUUGUCUAUCCUCUCUGGUCGGUUGAGAUCCUCAAGGACGUGGACCCGAAGGGGGAAUCCGACGCAGUUUCCUACAACCUUACACUCAAAGCCAUAAAUGACAACAAAUCUCCAUUCCCUUGGGGCGCUCAACCACCCAGUAUCAGAACGGUUUCUAUGAAGUUGGUCAAUGACACAACUGAUAGUGCACGCGGCCCUGCGUGGUGGUUAAGGACAACGUACAACAAGACCGUCAUUGUACCCAGCACCAAGCUUGGUGACUUGGACAAGCGAGGUUGGGACAACGACGAUUACGAAGACUACAACUCUUUCCACCGUUUCAAAAAUAAGCCAGUGAAUGCCAAGGUCGGCGACCAACCUUGGAUCUGCACCUGGCCAAAUACCGUUAUCGAAGUCUUUAUUUAUCCUAGCGAGAACGCAACAGGAUAUCACCCCACCCCAACACAAGGCGGAGACGAAAACCCUACUAGUACCGAGAACAGCUAUGCGACUUCAUCAACCGCUUGGGAUGCCUGGAAGCUUCCUAUUUACCCUCAUGUCUACAAGAUGAUGGAGCGUCGAUUUCUCUGGGAUGAAGACUCGGUAGCCACCUGUGCUCAGUACGAAGUUAUCGGCGACGGAACUGAUACGCAGCCGCUUACGAGAAAUGGCACACGAGUUACAAUGACCAUCCAGGAGGAUGAGGCCGAGGGCUUUAUUGAAAACCUGGAUCUUGAAUGGACGGACAAACACCACAAGCGAUCUCUUCCACAAUUAAUGAAGCGGACAAGCCCGGCACUAACCGACUGUGCUUGUAUAUGGAAAUCCCAAUAG